UUCAAGAAAAAGAAAAUACAGCGCGCGCAAUGUGCAGUGUGAAGACAAUUAAUUUAAUUAGUGAUAAGGAUAUAUACGGAGUUAUUAACACCCGCCCUAUUUAUUUGAAUUGAGAUUAGCUUGUGGGAGUUGUUCAAUUUUAGAUGAAUGUGUUUUUGUUUUUUAAACAAUAAUAAUAUGGGAAAAGCAGUGGUGAAUAAGCAGCCAUCAAAGGGGAAGAUGUUGAUCUUGAAGUUGGUUCCAAGAUCCGUUGCCACGUCGUUCCAAAACCUGCCUGCUGCGGCGUUUAUCCUAGGCGGCGGCAGAGACAUGAGACCAGCUGCUGCAACGGCGGACCACCACCACCAUCAUCAUCAUCUCAUCAAGACCGCCAACCCCAACCACCGGAGAGGAUUCUCUGGUGCUAUUGUUCGGGCAGAGGGCGGAAGACAAUCAGGUUUUACGGGUGCUAAUGCCCACCACCACCAUGGAGAACCCUGCUCGCCCAAAGUUUCGUGCAUGGGUCAGCUCAAGCAAAACAGCAGCAUCAGCAGCAAGAAGAAGAAGAAGAAGAAAGAUAAGGACUUGGUCAUUAUUGGGUCUGUAGCGACUGAGAAAUCUUCCCCGGCUGCUGCCAGGAGAGUUGUGUCACCAUUGCACGGGCGAAGGUGGUCUGAUGCUUCGGCAGCAGACAAAGCGCCGCCGCCGCUGCCCCCUAGUUUGGGUCAGAUGAAGCGCUUUGCGAGCAGUCGAGAGACGCUACGCAGUUAUUGUUCAGACAAUGACGACUACGAAUGUUGUCCUAGUUCUCAUCAUCUGCCGCAGAUUGCCAGUCUUCCAUCAUCAAUUGAUGAUGUUGUUUUACCAAAUAAUGAUGUCGUCCUUAGAAUUGGUGAAACAACGCCAAGGAAAGAAAUCAACCUGUGGAAAAGGAGGAUCAUGAUGAUGCCGCCUCAACCCGCAUUCACAUCAUUACUUGAUAAUUACAGCAACAAUUAGUACGGAGUAAUUAAUAAAGCUAUAUAUCUACU
Messenger RNA from Cuscuta campestris, 1010 nucleotides. Lineage: Eukaryota; Viridiplantae; Streptophyta; Magnoliopsida; Solanales; Convolvulaceae. The record is from the annotation of a GenBank genome assembly.